AUGAAACUAACCAAAAUGGCCGCUUCUUGAUUGAUUUUGUUUCUUGCUUCUUUAGUGUAGAAAACGAUGGAUUAUGAAUUUAAACUUAAACUAAAUGAACUAAGAGAACGCGUAGAAGAUAUAUUUGAAUUUGAUGGCUGUAAAGUCGGUCGAGGAACGUAUGGACAUGUUUACAAAGCGAAGCACAAGGACAGUGCGAACGGCAAUGGCAGGGAAUAUGCUCUUAAGCAGAUUGAAGGCACCGGAAUAUCGAUGUCAGCUUGUAGAGAAAUCGCGCUUCUGAGAGAGUUGAAACAUCCUAAUGUGAUAUCACUGCAAAGAGUGUUUUUAUCACACGCUGACAGAAAAGUCUGGCUGUUAUUUGAUUUUGCUGAGCAUGAUUUAUGGCAUAUAAUCAAGUUCCAUAGAGCAUCCAAGGCACAGAAAAAGACUGUCCCUGUACCUAAGAGUAUAUUCAAAACUCUUCUUUAUCAAAUCCUUGAUGGAAUACAUUAUCUACAUGCUAACUGGGUUUUACACAGAGAUCUAAAACCAGCAAAUAUUCUUGUAAUGGGAGAAGGAGCAGAGAGAGGCAGAGUAAAGAUUGCUGACAUGGGGUUUGCACGACUGUUCAACUCACCUCUAAAACCGUUAGCUGAUCUUGAUCCUGUGGURGUUACAUUCUGGUACAGAGCUCCAGAACUUCUAUUAGGUGCUAGACAUUACACAAAGGCUAUAGAUAUAUGGGCCAUUGGAUGUAUUUUUGCUGAACUCCUUACAUGUGAACCUAUUUUCCAUUGUCGACAAGAGGACAUUAAAACCAGUAACCCAUAUCAUCACGACCAGUUGGAUAGAAUAUUUAGUGUCAUGGGAUAUCCACAAGAAAAGGAUUGGGAAGAUAUAAGAAAGAUGCCUGAACACGGAACACUCCUCAAAGACUUCAGAAAAUCAAAUUAUGCUACUGCAAGCCUUUGGAAGUACAUGGAAAAGCAUAAAGUGAAGCAAGAUAGUAAAGCAUUUCAAUUGUUAUCAAAGUUACUAGUGAUGGACCCAAAUAAAAGAAUAACAUCAGAACAAGCAUUACAAGAUCCUUACUUUAAAGAAGAACCUCUACCGACACAAGAUUGUUUUCUAGGAGGUCCAAUACCAUAUCCCAAGAGAGAGUUCCUUAAUGAUGAUGAUAAUGACAGUAAAUCAAGUGCAUCCAAAACAAACCAAGGAUGUAAGCAGGACAACUCCAACGGUCAGCCAAACUCCAAACGUAUGCGUGGACUGUCAGCCCUUCAACCUGACCAAUUUCAGAAACAACAYCAAAAGCAACAGCAGCAGCAACAACAACAGCAACAGCAGCAACAGUCAUUUAACUUCCAAAACCAGAACAACCAACAACAGCAACAACAACAGCUUCAGUUUAUGUUCAAUAAUGGUGGUACUGCACAYAGCUUUGGCAACCAACAAGGACGCUUUCAGUGAUAAAACCUGUCAAUAACUGUUAUCAUAUAAUAUUAUUUAUUGUAAAUAUGGAAAAUUAUAUUGAAGGAAAUGUGUAAAUUACAAGACUGAACUGCGCAUUCUCUCUUCGUCUUGUGAGUAUGUCCCACAUUGUUCGAUAAUGACUGAUAUUUUUUUUAUUCUACUAAUCAAUAUUGAUAUGAAUAAACUUCUCUCUGGUAAUAUUA
Molecule: messenger RNA, 1658 nt
Organism: Exaiptasia diaphana
Lineage: Eukaryota; Metazoa; Cnidaria; Anthozoa; Actiniaria; Aiptasiidae
Product: cyclin-dependent kinase 8
Exons: 13
Coding region: 67-1452 (461 amino acids)
Biological process (GO): protein phosphorylation
Cellular component (GO): mediator complex; nucleus
Molecular function (GO): RNA polymerase II CTD heptapeptide repeat kinase activity; cyclin-dependent protein serine/threonine kinase activity; ATP binding
Source: RefSeq, a predicted model, not a curated record